AUGACGGAUCCGUUAGAACAGAGGUACGCAGUGAAAUUUUGUGUUCUACUCGGCAAAAAUACUGUGGAAACCAACGAGAUGAUUAAACAGGCCUUCAAGGACAAAGCCUUGUCCGAAUCCUCGGUCAGGAAGUGGCACAAGAUGUUCCGUGACGGAAGGGAAGAGGUGACCGACGAAGCCCGCUCUGGUCGUCCUUCAACAUCGCGGACCGACGAGAACGUUGACCGUGUGCGUCAGCUUCUCAACGAGGAUCGUCGUCAAGGAGUGCGGUUGAUAGCACAGACCCUCAACAUCGCCAAGUCGACCGUGCAUCGCAUCGUGACCGAGGAGUUGCACAUGCGCAAGGUGUGCGCCAAGCUGGUGCCAAAAGUGUUAACGGAUGAGCAAAAGGACUUGCGGGUGCUGCGCUGUCGUGAACUGUUGGACUUGUGUGAACGUGAUCCGGACUUUUUGGAUACAGUGAUAACAGGAGACGAGACCUGGGUAUUUGAGUAUGACCCGGAGACGAAGCGCAUGAGUGCGGAGUGGCACACCUCGGCGUCACCCCGUCCGAAAAAGGCCCGGAUGAGCAAAAGUCGAGUGAAAUACAUGCUCAUUGUGUUUUUUGACGUGCGCGGUGUCGUCCACCACGAGUUCGUGCCCCAAGGACAAACUGUGAACUCCGCUUUUUACGUGGAAGUGCAAAAGGCUCCGGCAGAGGGUCACUCGCGUGCGGCCAGGAAUGAAAGACACGUGGCGGCUGCACCAUGA
This is a messenger RNA of Hyposmocoma kahamanoa, 750 nucleotides long. RefSeq names its product protein GVQW3-like. Lineage: Eukaryota; Metazoa; Arthropoda; Insecta; Lepidoptera; Cosmopterigidae. Gene Ontology annotation, molecular function: nucleic acid binding. The transcript has a single exon. The coding region runs from base 1 to 750 and encodes 249 amino acids. The record is from RefSeq and is a predicted model, not a curated record.